Molecule: messenger RNA, 1722 nt
Organism: Dermacentor albipictus
Lineage: Eukaryota; Metazoa; Arthropoda; Arachnida; Ixodida; Ixodidae
Source: RefSeq, a predicted model, not a curated record
AUGUGCCAACGUCCGUCAGCUGCCGUUGCUGUCUCCGAGUCGAAGGCCGAUCUACGAGCCGUAGGCCCAUUUCACCACUGCCAACCAGAUCGAUUGCCGUUACGCAGCGUUGACUGUGCCAGCGGUCUAAACGGUUUAAAGCCCCUUACGGCGGUCACGCCAGUCACACACUCGCUUGAUCUGCCGAUCUGUGCGCGUCGGUGUACCAACAGCCCAGUCUGCUCUCGCGAACGACAGUGCUUGCGACAGAUACGACGCAGCCAUGUCACCUGCUUGCCGCGUGAAGCGCCGUCUGCAAGCUUCGCCUCGGCAGCGUCUCAUGAGGCCUUCAAGCUGCAAGCCUGUCAGUGCCACUUCUGUUCAGGGGGAGCGCGUCCAGAUGGACACGCUGGCUGCAGGCCUGCUGCUUCGUCUUCCCAAUGCCCCGAAUGGAAUGACAGCACCAAGGUGCCGGCUACCUUUGACAAGUUCUGCACAAAAGAGGCGCACAAAAGGGAACGUGCUUUUUCUAAGGCACCUAGGAAGACAGGACGGGGUGCGGAUGCUCUGGUGAAGAUGGACCCAAAGGGAGAAGCGACCAAAUCACGUGCGCCCUGCGGGUCGGCCCCCCUCGAGCUCCCGGACUUCUUUCCUCUUCAAGAAAGGAUGCUUCUCUCCUGACUGUUCUGACCCCAGUAAUUUUCAGUGUUGGGCUAAAAAAAAAAAUCCUCGCGUGUUGUAGCAGCCACCUCGUGGCGCAAUCCUUUUAAUUGACAUCCGCAUGCUUACGUGUUUUUAAUAGUCAUUUUAAGAGAAAUGUGAUUUUAUACCCGAUACUUACCUGAUUUUACCUAUGUUUUUACUUGCCCGAUGCCUAUACCUGAUUUUACACAUGUUGACGACGCCUAUUUAAUUUCUUCGGGUUUUAUUGUAAUAAGAGUCGUGAGGUGGCGGUAAAUGUUACCUAGCGUGCAGCACUCCUGUUUGCGAGCGUGCCGCACGCAAUGAUUCCAGUCCUGGGUAUGUGGCGGACAGGAACUUUUGACCAUAUUAAUGCCAGUAGAUAAUCUCUUGAUGUGCAUGUUGCUCUACUCGUGGGUGCAGCGCGGCAAAGAUGCAUGUCAUCGUCUCCUGGCGUUGUUUAGAGCUAAUAUAGCAAGAAACCUUGCAUAGAAUACAAUGACUUGAUGAGGCUUCAGUAUGUGUCUUCCUUUCGGGCCUUUGUGGUGUGAUGCGAACUCUUUGCCGAUGUCUAAGCCUCCGACAAACGCUGUUCUGCUAGCCUUUUAAGUAGAGCUGAAGAAUGCUACGUACAACAUUCUUAUGGCAUAUUUUAAGAAUUGCUCUAGGUAGGCUGCGAUCGGUUUCCUUCCAGAAGUCAGCCGUGCUAAUUUUUCCAUACUGGGCUCUUAGUGUGGCUCAUACGCUACCUCGUGUAAACGCAAACAGAAACCGUACCACUGAUCAGAAAAACAUCUGUUGAAUACUGCAGUGGUCAGCAUUUUCUGCUUGUCAAUUGCCUUACCGCCCAUGUGCUCCACUCUUGUGACAAUAUGAACGUGCUUCUAACAUUAUAACUGAAGUUUGACAUCUCAUGUUUGACUGACAUUCCCAAUGUGUAACUCGGGAAGUAAGCGUGGCAUUCGUGAUCGACUUGGAUCCUUUGAGAUUUGUGCUUACCAUGUGUCAUAUAUAUGUAACCGCCUAUGCAAUUGCUUUGGCAUAAACGCAAGUUAUUGCGAA